GCCGAUCCUGCCGGGCUCACCCUGGCCUGGCCGCUGCUGCCUGCAGCCCCCAGCUCCAGCUCUCCCAGGCCUCCCUCCGCCCCACAGGCUACUGCCUCUGCUGCUGCUCCUGGGCUGGCCCCUUAACUCCACUGAAUCCCAGGGCUCUCAUCUGUAAAAUGGGAGUGUUCAAGAAGGCCAGCCCAAAUGGAAAGCUCACCGUCUAUCUGGGAAAACGGGACUUUGUGGAUCACAUCGACCUCGUGGACCCUGUGGAUGGUGUGGUGCUGGUGGAUCCUGAGUAUCUCAAAGAGAGGAGAGUCUAUGUGACACUGACCUGCGCCUUCCGCUAUGGCCGGGAGGACCUCGAUGUCCUGGGCCUGACCUUUCGCAAGGACCUAUUCGUGGCCAACGUGCAGUCCUUCCCGCCGGCCCCCGAGGACAAGAAGCCCCUGACACGGCUCCAGGAGCGCCUCAUCAAGAAGCUGGGCGAGCACGCCUACCCUUUCACCUUUGAGAUCCCUCCAAACCUCCCAUGCUCUGUGACAUUGCAGCCAGGGCCCGAAGACACAGGGAAGGCCUGCGGUGUGGACUACGAGGUCAAAGCCUUCUGCGCAGAGAACCUGGAGGAGAAGAUCCACAAGCGGAAUUCCGUGCGUCUGGUCAUCCGGAAGGUGCAGUAUGCCCCAGAGAGGCCUGGCCCCCAGCCCACAGCUGAGACCACCAGGCAGUUCCUCAUGUCAGACAAGCCCUUGCACCUAGAGGCCUCCCUGGAUAAGGAGAUCUAUUACCACGGAGAACCCAUCAGCGUCAACGUCCAUGUCACCAACAACACCAACAAGACAGUGAAGAAGAUCAAGAUCUCAGUGCGCCAGCACGCGGACAUCUGCCUUUUCAACACAGCUCAGUACAAGUGCCCUGUGGCCAUGGAAGAGGCUGACGACACGGUGGCACCCAGCUCCACAUUCUGCAAGGUCUACACGCUGACCCCCUUCCUGGCCAACAACCGAGAGAAGCGGGGCCUUGCCCUGGACGGGAAACUCAAGCACGAAGACACGAAUCUGGCCUCCAGCACCCUGCUGAGGGAAGGAGCCAACCGCGAGAUCCUGGGCAUCAUCGUGUCCUACAAAGUGAAGGUGAAGCUGGUGGUGUCUCGAGGCGGCCUGUUGGGAGAUCUUGCAUCCAGCGACGUGGCUGUGGAACUGCCCUUCACCCUAAUGCACCCCAAGCCCAAAGAGGAGCCCCCACAUCGGGAAGUUCCAGAGAACGAGGCGCCAGUAGAUACCAAUCUCAUAGAACUUGACACAAAUGAUGACGACAUUGUAUUUGAGGACUUUGCCCGCCAGAGACUGAAAGGCAUGAAGGACGACAAGGAGGAAGAGGAGGACGGUACCGGCUCUCCACAGCUCAACGACAGAUAGACAGGGGCUGGCCCUCCCUCCGGGCAGCUCCAGGCCCCUCUCAUGCACUAGGAUGCUUAUUCGUCUUCUUCCCGCCUGGUUUCUCCUCCCUUUGUCCUUUCAGUUUCUACCAUAGGCCCCAGUGGUCUUCCAGGUCACGGUGAUGGACCUCUGGCCUCAUGGUUGGCCCCACAUCACCAUGCCAACAGGACCACAAAGUGCCACCUUCACCCCCAUCUCUGCAGUCACCUCUCCACACCCCUCCUUUUCAUGCUGACUCCCAGAAAGGCCACCAGGGCACUGGCCUUGGAAUUUGACCUGAGAUGGGGAGCAGGCAGAGGAGGAUGGGGCAUGGAGCUUGGAGGGUGGGGAUGAGGGCUCAAGACACAUGAGAAGAUGUCCAUAGUCCCAGGUGGUUAACACAGUCUGGCAGCUAAAAGAUGACUGCAUUGAAGGCCACCUCCUUCUCUGGCUUGGAGGGGCAGGCUCGUGGAUAGACUCUCAAUGCCUUUUUGCAGUUCGGACCCACCAAAGACCUCUCCCCUUCCAUUCUCAUCCCUGCCCCAUGUCCCUCUGUGUCUGACAGUGACACUGGUGAAGGUUCCUAGACCCCAGGAAUAACAAAAGCAACUGGACUGACUUUCUUACCAGCAGUUACCUAGACUAAGACAAGCUGUGUGAACUAGCCCGAGUGUAUUUCAGUAUUGUCAGGAUGUGAC
Molecule: messenger RNA, 2098 nt
Organism: Propithecus coquereli (Coquerel's sifaka)
Lineage: Eukaryota; Metazoa; Chordata; Mammalia; Primates; Indriidae
Gene: ARRB1
Product: arrestin, beta 1
Exons: 16
Coding region: 159-1400 (413 amino acids)
Biological process (GO): G protein-coupled receptor internalization; visual perception; signal transduction
Molecular function (GO): G protein-coupled receptor binding
Source: RefSeq, a predicted model, not a curated record